Prosopis cineraria is the source of this 1552-nucleotide messenger RNA. RefSeq lists its product as uncharacterized. Bases 335 to 1357 code for a protein of 340 amino acids. The record is from RefSeq and is a predicted model, not a curated record. NCBI's taxonomy places the organism in Eukaryota, Viridiplantae, Streptophyta, Magnoliopsida, Fabales, Fabaceae. The transcript is spliced from 2 exons.
UACGUUUUCUCCUGAACAUUGAUUUUACUAGAGGGAUUGCAUUAUUGGGUUAUUUCUUGCUCCCGUUUUACUGUGGGGUUUACUCUUGAGAGAGACUCGUGGGUAUUCUGUUUAAGGCGUCUGCAUAAGUAAAUUUGGAUGGUUCUUGCUCAUCGAAGCUGUGACUCUGGAACGCAAAUGGGGUGGUUCUAGGAAUUGAGCAUUUUAAAUAUCUGGAGCUUUGUUGGAGGUGAAUCCUUGUAGCAUGUUGGAUUGUGAUUACAAUGUCCUGUAAGCUACUUCCUCUUCAUUUUUAGUAAAAUUUAAGAGCUUUUAAUUUGUCUUGUUGGCUUUGAUGUUGGGGAUGUUGGAUGUGAUCCUGACGAUGUCUUUCCAAACACUGAAUUAUCCAUCCCAGACAUUUUGUUAUGCUAAUACACCUAGAAACAAGUACAACGCAAGGUCUUAUCAAGUUCAAGCUAUACCUCCAUCAUCAGUUAUCCUGAGUGCAGAUGAAAGUGGGAAAUUUUCUGACAAUAAGAAGGUUUAUGGCUCAAAUCUUACUUCCAGAAGGGUUGAAUCCGCUACUCCUCUGAUCAGCGAAUCGAGUAGUGUGGGUAUAAUUGGAGGGGUAUCUGUUGAUGCUACCCUGAAAUUUUUGAGAAAACUUGUGGAGUUGAGUUCAUCAGAAGAAGAUGGAAUAAAUUCCCUUCCUUUUGCAGUCUGUUCUGAUCCUUUGUUAAAUAAGGAGCUGAUGUCCUAUGAGAAGAGUCACUUUUACUCUGGCAGAAGCAAAGCCGAAAGUUUGAACUUGGAUACUUCUUCAGUUGUGCAUAAUCUUAGGAAUAAAAGGAGUUUUCUGGAGAAAUCCGGGGCUUCUUGCAUAGUGAUGCCUUGUCACAUAUCACAUUCCUGUUAUCCAGAAGUAUCUCAGGAAUGUUCUGUCCCUUUUCUUCACAUGGGAGAAUGUGUUGCUAGUGAGCUCAAGGAAGCUAAAUUAAAGCCACUUGAAGCUGGUAGUCCCCUGCGGAUUGGAUUGCUUGCAACCAAUGCGACUCUAGCAGCUGGAUUUUAUCAGGAGAAACUUCAGAAUCAAGGGUUUGAGGUUGUGCUGCCAGAUAAAGCAACUAUGGAACAUACAGUGAUACCUGCAAUUGAAGCUUUGAAAAGAAAGGACAUGGAAGGUGCAUGCAAUCUAUUGAGAAUUGCUCUUCAAGUUCUUCUGGUUAGGGCAGUGAGCUUAAUUGUCCUUGCCUCUCAUGACAUGUGGGAUCUCUUGCCCCAAGAUGAUCCUCUUCUUAAGAAAUGUAUCGAUCCCAUGGACGCCCUGGCUCGGUCAACUAUCAAAUGGGUAAAAUCUUCUGCAGAAAAAGCAUAGGAAAAUGGGAAGUGCUCGACCGGUUCACGUAUUUUCAGUCUUCUGUUAUAUUGAUGAUCGCCCGUUUCUUGUUAGAAUGAACUUAAAAAUCGUAUUCUUUAUGUAUAGUAAUAUGUUAAACCUUCUUUAAACUUGGGGUGAUUUGCAAGUAGACCCCCAUGCCUUCAAAAUAAAAAAUCAAGUCCUCAAACGCUA